Messenger RNA from Frankliniella occidentalis (western flower thrips), 702 nucleotides. RefSeq lists its product as uncharacterized. NCBI's taxonomy places the organism in Eukaryota, Metazoa, Arthropoda, Insecta, Thysanoptera, Thripidae. The record is from RefSeq and is a predicted model, not a curated record. The coding region runs from base 12 to 470 and encodes 152 amino acids. The transcript has 4 exons.
UUUCGGAAAUAAUGACUACAGCUCUUAGUUUGCUGAUUGUACUCGCGGUGUGCACUGGCGCCUCGGCCGAGAGUGCUCCCGGGCAGUACCUGUACGAGGACGACGCCGUCGAGGACCUGGGCAUGCGUGUGUCCCACUGCCUGCAGCACCUCCCUGCCGUCACCCUACGCCGUCCAUCUGACCCCUCUGCGCGGCCCGAGGCCAGGCCGCUUUCGGGUGUGGUGGUGCGACCGGGGAAUGACGUCUGCGUGCGCCUGGUCAUGGAGACCCUAUGGGAGGAGGGAAGCCUGGAUGAGGCGAGGAACACGGUGGCCUCUUGUCUGUUUGACUACUACCAGACUGCCUUCGAGGCCGUCGCGGUCCCGGACUCCAGCCCCGAGGCCGCCGUGCUCUGGGGCCUGGAGUGCGCGAUCAGUGCGCUCAGCACGCCUAUCACGCCGACGGAAUCCUUCGCGGGAAACGAAAAGUAAACAAAACAAACUCUUCUCCAUCUCUAUCCCUGGUGCACGUCGCUAACACGAAACAAGCUCCCCAUCCACCGAUGGGACGGUAUCGGCAUGUAUUUGCGUCCUCUCGCUACUCCCCUGCAGUCUUGGGCUUUAUUGAUUAACUUCGCCAAUUUAAUGGACUUGAUACCAAGCCAUUGAGGCCUUCGUAAUUUAACUAAAGUUGAAAAAAAUAAAAUCAGAUAGGUGGUUUGGA